GGGCGGGUCUCGCGGGGAGGGGCGUCCCGGGGUCCCUCCCUCCCGCUCCCCAAAGUUCUGCCCCGUGCCCCUUCCGCCCCCGCCGCCCGCAGGGAAGUCCCGACGCCGGGCGGGGCGGGGCUGUGCCCGCUGCCCAUCCCGGGCCGUUCCGUGCCCGCUGCGGGCGGGGCCGUGACGGCGCUUCCUGGACGGGGCAUGGCGUUGGUCACCGUGCGGCGGGCGCCGGGCUCCGCCGGGGUUCCCCCCGUGGAAGAUGAUGCGCCCAGGCGCGGCCACCUGCAGCGGCGGCAGAGCUUCGCGCUCGUCCGGGGGGCCGCACUGCUGCUGCCUGCCGAGGAGCCGCCGGCCUCCGGACCGGCCCCCGCCGUGCCCCCCGGGCGGCAGGAGCGGCACCUCCAGCUCAUGAUGCAGCUGCUGAGAUCACAGGACGCCAUCCAGCUGGCAGUGCAGCUGGAGUCAGCGCAGCCACAGCGGGUGCGGUACCUGCUGGUGGUGCGGCCAGAGGAGGUGGGCGCCGAGGGACAGACAGCACUGCUGGGCGUGGACUUCCCACAUGAAGGGGCCGACUGCUGUACCCUGGGCAUGGUGCUGCCCCUCUGGAGCAACACCCAGGUCUUCCUCGAUGGUGAUGGGGGGUUCAGUGUGACAUCCGGGGGGCAGACACGCAUCUUCAAGCCCAUCUCCAUCCAGACCAUGUGGGCUGUGCUGCAGGAGCUGCACCGUGCCUGUGAGCUGGCAGCCCAGGGUGGGCACAUCCCAGGGGGCCCAGCGCUGGCCUGGGUGCAGGAAUACGCAGCAGCACUGGACUCGGAGCAGAGCUGCCUCAAUGAAUGGCUGGCCAUGGCCGACUUGGAGUCCGUGCGGCCCGGCUUGCUGCUGCCCACAGAGCCGACAGAGCGCGCGGUGCGGGCACUGCUGCGGGACGUGCUGACAUCUGCUGACCUGGAGAGCAUCACCUCCAAGGAGGUGAGGACAGAGCUGGAGCGGCGCGUGGGGCACAGCUUGGAGCAGCACAAGGAUUUCAUUGACAACGAGAUGCUGCUGGUGCUGGCGCAAAUGGACCGGCCUUCACACGUCUUCCCACACAUCUACCUGGGCUCUGAGUGGAACGCAGCCAACCUGGAGGAGCUGCAGCAGAACUGUGUGACCCACAUCCUGAACGUGGCACGGGAGAUUGACAACUUCUUCCCAGCACUGUUCAACUACAUGAAUGUGCGGGUGUACGACGAAGAGACGGCUCAGCUGCUGCCCCACUGGAACGACACCUUCCUUUUCCUCUCUGACAUCAAGGCCCGCGGAGGCCGGGCGUUGGUGCACUGCCGCAUGGGACUGAGCCGCUCGGCAGCCACGGUGCUGGCCUACGCCAUGAAGGAGUUCGGGUGGUCCCUGGAGCGGGCGCUGCGCCACGUCCGGCGCUGCCGGCCCGGCGUGCAGCCCAACCCCGGCUUCAUGCGCCAGCUCGACUUCUACCAGGGCAUCCUGAACGCCAGCCGGCACAGCAGCUUCUGGGAGCCGCAGGCGGCGGAACGGGCGGCGGAGCCGGAGGGGGCCGUGCCGCGGGACGCCGGGGCUCUGCCUCCGUCCCCACCCGCGUCCUCACCGCCCCCCGAGGAGGACGGCAGGCCGGGGCCGGUGGGAGCCGCCCGGCGUCCCCGCAUCUCCUUGUGUGCGGUCAUGCGGAGCAUCAGCCAGAUGGAAACGCCCGAGAACGUCGAGGAGCCCCCGGGCGGGGAGGUGAGCGCGAGGAGGCGGCGGGGGGCGGCGGGGCUGCGGGUGGCUGACGGUGGGUGCGGGGGCACCGCGGAGCGCGCGGCUCUUCCUGCAGGCUGCCGCUCCCACAGGUGUCCGAGGGCGGCCAGGGGGACGCGGGGGGCUUGGAGGCGGCUCCCCUACGACCGCGGCCCCGGUCCCGGCCGUGCCGCGUGGUUCGCCAGGCCAGCGUGGAUGGGGACGGCGUGCCUGCGGAGGAGCGCGGCCCCGCGGAAAGCUCCGUCCCCAGCGGGGAGCCCGGCCCGGCCGGCGCCCCGUAGCCCGCACGGGGCCGUCGGGCAGCGCUUCCGCGCGACGGCGCGGCCGGCCCCGGUGGAGGCGGAGCCCGGGGGAACGACGCCGCUCCGUUCGCACUUUGUGUCACCGCACCGCCGCUAUCACCAGCACUCACCGGCCCGAGAAUAAACCUUGAGAAGGGA
This is a messenger RNA of Phasianus colchicus (ring-necked pheasant), 2189 nucleotides long. The record is from RefSeq and is a predicted model, not a curated record. NCBI's taxonomy places the organism in Eukaryota, Metazoa, Chordata, Aves, Galliformes, Phasianidae.